AAAGCGAUAAUUUCCAUCAACAAUGAUCCUGUCACUGCCUCCACAAAUCUUCAAAAUCACAUUGUCCAUAAUAUGGAAAACUGGUUCACCAGACACCAAAAAUGUCGUUUUAAAGGGGUAAUAUACGAUUCCGAAUGCAACGAUUGCGAACGGACCUUUUCCGGUAACACCAUUGCGAACGUUUUUACCUGCCUUUAAUCGUGCGGUGUUGUCAGAUUUGGUGUUAGUCAAUAACAAAUUUUUAAAUGCCCGAAUGCCCCAGCCUUGAAGAAGGUCAUGUAUUUACAGACUAUUUAGUAUCGACAUAUAUUCCACCUGAUGCAUUAUUUCCAACAUAUCUUUGGGCACAAGAACCUUCAGUAAAUCCAAGAACUAACAAUGGCCCAGAGAGCUUUCAUAGGACGUACAAUGGUCAGUUUUAUAGCCCCCAUCCUCCAACACACGUCGUGAUAUCAGUUUUAAAAGAAACACAAGCUCAAAAUUUGACAAUAAUAAAUUCAAUUAAAAACAACGUAUAUAAUCCUAUGGCCAAAAAAGAUAAAUCUAAAAUUGAAUUAACAUUACAAAAUUAUAAUGAUUAUAAAAUGCACAAGGAUCUAAUUUUAUAUUUAAGAAAAACUGAAAAUUCCUACCAGGGAAAAAAUUUAAAAAAAGCAAAAAUGUAGAAAACAAUUUUUAAAAGCCGUUAUUUUAUUUAUUUUUCAGCUUUUAACGUAAC
Metopolophium dirhodum (rose-grain aphid) is the source of this 718-nucleotide messenger RNA. RefSeq lists its product as uncharacterized. The record is from RefSeq and is a predicted model, not a curated record. The transcript is spliced from 2 exons. NCBI's taxonomy places the organism in Eukaryota, Metazoa, Arthropoda, Insecta, Hemiptera, Aphididae. The coding region runs from base 246 to 665 and encodes 139 amino acids.